Molecule: messenger RNA, 813 nt
Organism: Macrosiphum euphorbiae (potato aphid)
Lineage: Eukaryota; Metazoa; Arthropoda; Insecta; Hemiptera; Aphididae
Source: the annotation of a GenBank genome assembly
AUGGCCUUGGUUAACAGGACGUUCCGGGACGCGUCACUGCACCCUGCGCUGUCGCGACGAGAGCUGUUCGUGUACACCGCACCGGUGCAGCGGCUGCGGGUGGACGACCGUCGGCGGCGGUUCCAGGACUUCAAAAAGGCGUUGCGGGAGCCCCGGAGAAAACGGUUGUGCCUGAAAUUCCGAGGCACGAACCGCGCGGACAUCGGCAGGGCGUUCGGUGACUGCGGCGGUUGGCCGCCGUCCAUCGUGUCGCUGCACCUGGACAGCCUAUGCUGGGUGAGCGACUUGUUCCUGGACGCGAUCACCGGUUGCUGCGUCAGCCUAGAGGAGCUGCGACUCGAGAACAUCGGCCGGCUGUGCUUCUCCGACAAGCCCCGGCGGCCUAUGUUAGCUUUGCGCAGCGUGCGCUUCGACCGGGUGGCCGUGUCUGACGCUUGUUUCAACGUGCUCAUGGCGUGCGCCCCGAACGUGAAGGACGUCGGCAUCGACAACUGCCAGACGUACGAUUGGCUGGAUCCUGCGGAAGCAGCUGUGGCCGGAAUUUCCAACGCCGGGCUGUCGGACGCAAACAUUGUCGGCUACCUACAGAGCACCGCGGCCGGCACCGUGGACAGCCUGCGGUUGAAUCAGUGCUGUCACGUGUUUGGUGAGAUACGGCCCCAGGCCCUUCGGCUCAAGUCCCUGCUGUUGAGCCAUGACAAACCAUACCUGAACACUCGCCGGAUGAUCGAUUACGAAAAACUUGAAUCUGCGUUGGCCCUACAGGUGAGCCGCAGGGACCAUCGAUCACUAAAAAUGGCACGCCAUCAAUAA